Molecule: messenger RNA, 669 nt
Organism: Funneliformis geosporum
Lineage: Eukaryota; Fungi; Glomeromycota; Glomeromycetes; Glomerales; Glomeraceae
Source: the annotation of a GenBank genome assembly
AUGGAAUGGCAAAGAUUACGAAGCGUUGAAGUUCGUCCUUAUAAACCUGUUAUUCCUCAUCAUAUCUACGAGGAAGUUAUGGAAUUUUAUAUGAAGGAUACUUUACCGAAAACGUCUACUUUCCCUCCACGAUGCGGUAAGUGUCAGAUUGAGUCAAAAAUUAUCAAACCAAGGCUUGCUUAUGUAAUUGCUAAUUGGAUUGAGAAAAAAGACGGGAAAACUGCUCGAAAUAAAUUAAGUUUAAAAUACAAGUUCGAUCUUGUAUUUCGUGGUAGUCGUGAUGGGAUCAACACAUUUAACAAUUAUAGUGGUCAAGCAAAAUAUUUAGUUUUAGUCAAAGAUCAAUCUUCAAAAAUAUAUGGCGGAUAUAGUCCGAUAGGAUUUAGGUCGUAUCUAGGAGGUAAUCGAUGGCAAAACACACCAGAUAGUUUUAUUUUCUCUUGUGAAAAUGACAGAGAUAUCAAUAACAUGAAAAUAAGUCGUGUAAUAAGUCCCAAUUAUGCGAUAUUGGAAAAUUAUAGUCAAGGAUUUAAUUUUGGUAAUACUUUUUAUUUGAGUGGUCAAAAUGUAUAUUUGCAAUAUCAAGGGUAUUAUGAUAAUAACGCUAUAAAUACAAAUACGAAUUUUAUUCCUAAGGAAAUUGAGCUUUUUAACGUAGUUUCUUCGUAA